Messenger RNA from Xenia sp. Carnegie-2017, 1900 nucleotides. RefSeq names its product spastin-like. Lineage: Eukaryota; Metazoa; Cnidaria; Anthozoa; Malacalcyonacea; Xeniidae. The record is from RefSeq and is a predicted model, not a curated record. Gene Ontology annotation, molecular function: ATP binding; ATP hydrolysis activity. The coding region runs from base 188 to 1702 and encodes 504 amino acids. The transcript is spliced from 17 exons. Gene Ontology annotation, cellular component: microtubule cytoskeleton.
CCAAUUCAGCAAAUUUCUAAUGACAAACAUUGCAGAAAACGAAAUGUGAACAAAAUUCGAAAGAAAAAAAAAUACUGAAAAUAUAGACAUUGCUCAAUUUUAUAUUUAAUCUGUAGUAAUUCUUAAACAUGAAUUUUUGAGGGUAUUGGAAUUUGGAAGCGUUAAUUUGUCUUCGACUUUGAGGGAGAUGGCUUCAAGUGGAAAGGAGGCAAAAAAGAAAGAAGAUAAUGAAAACUCUACGGCUGUUGUAGCGAUAAGACGACAUCAUAAACAUGCAUAUGCCUAUCUUGACAAAGCUCUGAGUAUCGAAGAAUCUGAUGGGAAAAGUGUUAUUUCUAAAGAGCAAGCAGUCGAAUGCUACAAAAAGGGAAUCAAUGAACUCACAAAAGGAAUUCAAAUUGAUUGUAGUGGAGAAGGUGAAGAAUGGGAACGAGGCAGGGGCUUGCAGAGCAAGAUGCAAAAGAAUCUAACAACGUUUCAGGCAAGAUUGGAUGAACUUGUGUCUCUCAUUGCAUCACAAUGUAAAGUUGACAGUAAAGCAAAUUCCAAAACGAAUGGUGCCCAGCCAGUCUUCAAGACACCAUUAUCUAAAAGACCCAGCUCUUCCAAAGCACCAAGGAAUAAUAUUCCUGGAAUGAGAAAUGGUGGAACAAAGGCAUCAGUAGAAAAAUGCAGACCAUCACAAAAUCCAAAGCUGAAACGACAUGUUGAUAAGGAUCCUGAGGAUAGUCCUAGAAGCUCAUUUAGGCCUAGUACUGUGUCAAAUGACUGGAAGAUAGAAUUGAAAAGAAGAGUUUCCAAAAUAAAAAGUUUUGAUGAAAAGAUCAUCAAUCAAAUAGUUGAUGAAGUUGUUCAGAACUCAUCCAGCAUUACAUUUGAGGAUGUGGCUGGAAUGGACACGGCAAAACGUUUGCUUCAAGAAAUUGUUAUUUUACCUGCUUUGAGGCCUGAGUUGUUCAGGGGUCUUAGAGCGCCAGCACGAGGAUUAUUGCUGUAUGGCCCCCCUGGUAAUGGAAAGACAAUGUUGGCGAAGGCUGUAUCGCAUCAAGCAAAAUCAACAUUCUUCAACAUAAGCGCUGCGACACUUACGUCAAAAUGGGUUGGGGAAGGAGAAAAGUUAGUGCGAGCCUUAUUUGUUAUCGCUCGAGAACUCCAGCCAUCUAUUAUAUUUAUUGAUGAAAUUGAUUCUUUACUGUGUGAGAGAAAGGAAGGCGAACAGGAAUCUACUCGACGAUUGAAGACGGAAUUUUUGUUGGCUUUUGACGGAAUUACUUCCGGUGAGAAUGAAAGAAUUUUAGUAAUGGGAGCAACGAACAGACCUCAAGAACUUGAUGAUGCAGCCCUAAGGAGGUUUGUGAAGAGAGUUUAUUUACCACUGCCAGACUGCAAGACUAGAAAGAUACUUCUCGUAAAGCUGCUAGAAAAACAAAACAAUCCCUUGUCAAACAAGGAACUUGAUAAAUUAGCAAGUUUGACCGAGAAUUACUCUGGUAGUGACCUAACAGCGCUCGCUAAAGAUGCUGCAUUAGGACCCAUUAGAGAAAUGAACCCUGAUGAACUUCGAAGAGUCUCCGCCAGUAAGGUACGAAACCUAACUUUGGAUGAUUUUGUCAGCUCCAUGAAUAAUGUUCGUGCUAGUGUGUCACCCGAGACUUUAAAAAUUUUCGAAAAUUGGACCAAAACAUACGGCACGCAAUCGUAAAUUGUAUCAAGCACUUUUUACCCGGAUCGUCUUUUCGGUAGAUGGAAACCAGUUAUUACACGAUAGACAUGCUAAUAAGUAUAAGCUCGUGUAAGAUUUUCAGUUGUAAUUAUGCAGUAAGGUAAACAUGACAUAGUAGUACCUAGAACAUCACCAAUAAAACAAACAAAAAUAAAAUAUUUAUUAUCUUUCCAGUUA